Messenger RNA from Gekko japonicus, 558 nucleotides. It is a transcript of the gene SAMD5, whose product is annotated as sterile alpha motif domain containing 5. Gene Ontology annotation, molecular function: protein binding. The transcript has 2 exons. The coding region runs from base 1 to 558 and encodes 185 amino acids. The record is from RefSeq and is a predicted model, not a curated record. NCBI's taxonomy places the organism in Eukaryota, Metazoa, Chordata, Lepidosauria, Squamata, Gekkonidae.
AUGUGUGCCAACAUAGUCUACGAGUGGCUGAAGACCCUGAAGCUCUCUCAGUAUGCCGAGUCCUUUGUGGAUAAUGGCUAUGACGACCUGGAGGUAUGCAAGCAAAUUGGAGACCCGGACCUGGAUGCUAUCGGGGUCUCCCUACUACAGCACCGGCGACGGAUCCAUGAAGCUGUGCAAAGGCUGAAGGAGGAGGAUGAGACCACAGCUGGGCUUUACUUCACCUUGGAACCUCAGCAGCAGGUCUCCCCUUUGCCAGAGAUCUACACCAGUCACCUGGUGGAGCAGUAUGAGGCCAAAACUUGGAAGGAGCCACCUGCUGAGCAUCUUCAUGGGAAAGUAGCAACUCGCAACAAGGAGCCAGUUACUUAUCCCAAACUAAGACUGAAAAUUAUGAUACGGGAUAAACUCAUUCGGGAUGGGAUCAACCUCAGCAAGCCGCCUUACUCCAACAAGAUGGGCUUUGAGCUCACUGAAAAAUAUUUCACAGUCGUCACGGACAGCACAGUGGAUGAUGACUGGCCAGCAUGCAGCAAAAACAGUUCUAAAUGCAAAUAG